Messenger RNA from Chinchilla lanigera (long-tailed chinchilla), 952 nucleotides. It is a transcript of the gene Fam174c, whose product is annotated as chromosome unknown open reading frame, human C19orf24. The record is from RefSeq and is a predicted model, not a curated record. Bases 242 to 637 code for a protein of 131 amino acids. Lineage: Eukaryota; Metazoa; Chordata; Mammalia; Rodentia; Chinchillidae. The transcript is spliced from 3 exons. Gene Ontology annotation, cellular component: extracellular region.
GAGUCCGUGGGACAGGGUCCUGGGGCAGAGCCGCCGUGAGCAACCUGCGGCGUGCAGAGGGUGCCGCCGCCUGCGCUCGCUCGAGACGCGCUUCCCGGCCCAGCCCGCGUGCGGGGGCGGUGCCAAGGGCACUUCCGGCCUCAAAGUCACGCCCCUACUGAGCAUUGGCUGGCGCCACCUCCACGAGUCUGACUGGCAGUUGCGUGCGGGGGCGGGGCCCGGCCACCGCUUCCGCCGGGCCAUGGGGCCGCGCGUGCUGUUGCCGCUGCUGCUGCUGCUCGCGCUGCUCUCCGAGCCGCUGUGCGGGGCUGAGAACAGUACGCCUCCGUCGCCGCACCCAGCGCUAGCAGCGCCUUCGCUGCCGCCCUCGCCGGCUAACGGGAGCCAGCCGGGAGCGCCACACAACAGCACGCACGCUUGGCCAGCGGGUGCGACCGGCUCGCCGCUGCUACGCUCCUUCUUGGUGCUCACGGGUCUCGCUGGCCUGGCCCUUGUCUACUUCCUCAUCCGGGCGUUCAGGUUGAAAAAGCCACAGCGGAGGCGGUACGGGCUCCUGGCCAACACUGAGGACCCCGGCGACAUGGCCUCCCUAGACAGUGAGGAGGAGACAGUCUUCCAGUCAAGAAUCCUGAGAUGAUGCUGCUGUGAGGUAGGCAGGUUCCUAGGGGCCAUGGGGAAGGACGAGACGGCAGCCCUCCAGCUGCCUCCCGGAGCCCCCGGCGUACCUGGAUCCCCGCUCAGCACACCGCCACCGCCUGGCCGAGGGAGCCGUGUGAAAGCCACUGGGGCCCAGCUGCAGCUGCCCCAGAUCCAGAGGCCCUCAGACGGACUGAGCUGUGCCACUCCCUGUCCAGAGGACCUGGCAGCCCUGCUCCGAGGCCCGCGGGGCCUGUCAGGAAGCCCCUUCCUGUGGGGCUGUUGACAAUAAAGGAAGCCAUGGUUGUGCACCAAG